AUCUGCAUUCCAGCCAGUAAGGUGGUUGCUUUUCCGGGCGCUGGGAGAACCGGCCCUGCGACUUCCUGAUAUCUGCCGGCCUCCAAAGCAGUACGGCGGAGGAGUCAACGAGGGUUAGUUGAUGGUGUUGGCCUCCCCACUGGAACCCAACAAGUUCUCUACAGUCACCGGCUACCGAUUGCCGGCGCAAGCCGGACUUUCCUUGGAGGACGCCCAGCUGCGGCACAAGCAUCUCCGCCGAAACAACGAGGGCCUGGUCACGGAUCAAGUUUUCGCUCUUUUUCAGGCUGCAGUUGGGCCCUGGGCUCUCGCAUCAAUAGUCAAUGAGCCUCUUAUACACAGACAUCAGCCCCCACCCAAGCCCGUCCGUCACUCCCACACCUAACGCCGCCAUGAGAGCCAAGAUGAGAUUGUUGCUGCUGGUCUUUGCAGCAGCUGUUUGUGUGUCCUACGCUCAAACCAGCAACAACAGCAACGACAACAGGCAGCAGCAGCAGCAGCAGCGCAGCAUCUGGGAUGAGGCCAUCAAAUUCACCACCAAGACCAAAGACUCAUGCACCAUGGUGGUGUCUGGAGCCGGGGACUAUACUCGCCUGCGUGUCUCCUGCAAAGGUCAGACCCCAGGACGCUCCUACUACUGCGACUUUCAGGGCAAACCCAACCUGUGCCGCGCCUACAACCUCAACCCUCGCCACUACUUCAUCCAGAUGAUGUGGAAUCUGAGGAAGCUGAGCCACGCCUGCCAGGGACCCAGAAUCUACCUCCCUCAGAUGUGCAAGAAGUACCCUGACGAGGCCCAGAUGACCUUCCUGGCCUCCUGGCCCAAGACCACCACCCCCAAGCCCUGCUUUUCUUUAAAAAAUUAGGACAUUUUUUUUUUCACAUUUCUAAGUGACCCCAAACUUUUGAACAGUACAAUACUACAACACUAUGAACAUAAUCUGUCACAAGUAAAAGUCUUGUAUUCAUAAGCAAAUAUAUAUAUAUAUAUAUAUAUAUAUAUAUAUAUAUAUAUAUAUACCUAGCACAUUAAAUUAAUCUAAUAGACAAGUACAUAAGUAGCAUGUUACUGUUUAAGCUUGGUGAGGUGGUGCUACUUUUAAUGACUUAACUUACCUUUAGGUAAAUUAAGUCAUUAGGUAGUCAUUAGGUAGUCCAGCUGUUCCCAACCUCAGGGUCAGGCUCCCUCUUAAAGGUCACGAUGAAUCUGAGGGGUUCUGACAUGAUUAACGGACCAGAGAAGAAGAAAAAACUAAGCUUGUUUCUCUAAGCUUUGUGAAUUACAGGGUCAUUUUACUUGUUUGCACCUUCAACACUAAAUAAAAGCUUCAGAGAAAUUUAA
Molecule: messenger RNA, 1342 nt
Organism: Amphiprion ocellaris (clown anemonefish)
Lineage: Eukaryota; Metazoa; Chordata; Actinopteri; Pomacentridae
Product: fibroblast growth factor-binding protein 2-like
Exons: 3
Coding region: 324-866 (180 amino acids)
Biological process (GO): cell-cell signaling
Molecular function (GO): growth factor binding
Source: RefSeq, a predicted model, not a curated record